AUGAACCACUCACACGUAUAUACAAGUGAUCAACAUGCCGGCCAACUGCGCGAGGCUGAAGUGGGACUUCUGCCCCAUCGAUCUUUUCAUCACGAUGAUUUUCGUCGUUACUUAUCGACGCACACAUUCACAGGUUUGGAACGCAGAUUUCUAAGGACUGUUCUCUCGAACAAACGCCUGCUUCAGCGGCCUUGUCUCUUCCCCGUAGGCUCUGGACCAGCAAGCGACCGCUCGCACUACUCUCACUUUCAAGUGUACGACGUUGCUUCAGAUGGGCUGGCAAUACUUGCAGACGAUCAUAGCGAAGUGUACAACGGGAAGGCUCUGGAAAUUUGGGGAUACAUCAAAGUAAAAGCGGAAGCAACAAUUGAUAAUAUUGCCGGCAGAAUCGUGAUCGCUCGCGAGCCAUCGACUAUACUUCUCGCUGCCUUACACUUCACUCACAGCUGUUUUAUGGAUAUGGACUCAGUUUUCCGUGCGCUCGGGUCCCAUGAACCUGCAGUGGCGUGUACCAGCAAAAGUAUCGCCAGUAAUCAUGCCACUCAGUUCGUUUUCUCACUUUCGUAUUACACGGUCAUCGGAGAUGAUUGCGAGCCUAAGGAAUGGCAGCCCCACGAUGAGGAUCUUCACGCUGUUACGGAGGUUCGCCUAUCUCGAUGCAACACCGUUGUGGCAUUGACCUUGUUCAACGAGAAAGCCCAGGAACCUGGUAUAGGUCAAUCUCAUUCGACUGGUGGCAAAACAAAGCUCAAGAUUCCACCAUGGCAUAUCCUGAACUUACAAUGUUUUCCAGAUUGGAGAGCAACAUUUGACGUGUUCGAGAAUGACCACAAAAUCAUCCACGGAGGAGACGCCUUCUUGACAGCCAUACUUACCGAGUUCCAAGACGCUGUGAAGCGCUUCGAAGGGAUCCAAGAAGCGAUUGCUCGCUUGGUAAUACCGUCCCAGGAUUUCAUAUUUAAGGAGUCACUCCGGGAUGAGCGAUUGUUCGAUGAUGCAUCGUUCGUGUGGACGAAGCAGUACUUCUGGGCUCUUCAUGUGCUCCCCAGGAUUAUUAAGUCUAGCGAAGAGAUGGAAGGGGAGAUUUAUAACAUCAGAAACAGUAAGAAUGACUGGUCAACCUAUAUUUCGGAGGCAUGGCCAGAUCUUCCGGUACUUGAAAAAUCACCAGCGAGGCUUCGUUCACCAACUGAUGUCCGCUUCCGACGUUUGAUGUCAGGAUUUAAAGAUGUAGAGCAAAAACUAGGGUCGGUCCGGGUGCGCAGCCAGGAACUGUGCCCGCAGAUCCAAUCCCUACAGUCUACACUGUUCAAUGGCACUUCGGUCCUCGAAAGUCGCAAGACGGUCCAACAAGGCGAGAACGUCAAGCUGCUCACCAUUGUAAACGUUUUCUUCCUACCCUUGACGUUCAUCACCAGCGUCUUUGGAAUGACGAACAUGCCCGAUGACGCUAAUUUUGUGAGAUUUGGGACUGUACUCGUGGCCGUCUGCCUCCCUCUGUUCGGGUUCAUUGGUUUGGCAAGUAGCCAGCACGGGUACAAUUACAUGAAAACGACAUCGAGACGUGUUUGGGAGUGGACGAAGACCAAGGUUACAGUGCAAAAGAAAGAGGAACGCAGCUUAGACCCCUUGCAGCGGCGGAGGAGAUAUGGUUUUUCGCGGAGAGACACUCCGUCCGACGACCUUGAAGCUCCGAUAACAAGCUUCUCAGAAGCGGAAAAGGGCUCUAGUAAUAAUGGCGGGAAUGAAGGUGUACGGUUUCGCACACAUCAAAUAGAUCGUUGA
Molecule: messenger RNA, 1785 nt
Organism: Paraphaeosphaeria sporulosa
Lineage: Eukaryota; Fungi; Ascomycota; Dothideomycetes; Pleosporales; Didymosphaeriaceae
Exons: 4
Coding region: 1-1785 (594 amino acids)
Biological process (GO): metal ion transport; transmembrane transport
Cellular component (GO): membrane
Molecular function (GO): magnesium ion binding; magnesium ion transmembrane transporter activity; cobalt ion transmembrane transporter activity
Source: RefSeq, a predicted model, not a curated record